AUGGGUUGGUGUAACUUUUCGUUUCGUCCACUUAUGUGUACUUUGUUUGUGCUCUGGACUAAUUCCUGUUUGAAAGAGCACCAGGUUUGUAGUAUCUUAUUAUCCACAAAAUUAGAGAUUGGCAUUGGCCUUCCUAGUCUUUCCACGCGGCAGUCCAUUUGGUAUCCUCUUUCAAACAACUUUGUUCCUGUACGAACCAUGCCUGCGUUCAUGUUCCCUUUGAUUCUUCCAAACAUGGAGAGCGCCAUAUAUACAUGGAUGAAAGUCAGUUCCAAACUUGUCAUCGUCAAUGAGUUUUAG
Messenger RNA from Triticum turgidum subsp. durum (durum wheat), 300 nucleotides. The record is from the annotation of a GenBank genome assembly. NCBI's taxonomy places the organism in Eukaryota, Viridiplantae, Streptophyta, Magnoliopsida, Poales, Poaceae.